AUGGGCACUAUAGAAAGAUAUGGUUCAAUGAAGCGAUACGACUAUGUCAUCACUGCACCUGAUGAUUGUAUUACUGUCAUAUAUACGAGUGGAAGCUUAGGAUUUCCUAAAGGAGCUAUGAUCUCCGAAAAUGCGUUUAAAAAUAAUUUUCCACGAUUAAAUAUAACAUUCCGAGAUGAACGUAUCAAAUUCUGUUACCGACCGCUUGCAUGGGCAACUGAUCGUGAAGGUUCAAUCGCAGUAUUUCUCGAAGGAGGACGAAUAGGAUUUUCAACGGGUGAUGUAACUCGUCUAAUGGAAGAACUAGCUCUAGUCAGGCCGACGAGCUUUUCUGCUCCACCAACUAUUUGGAAUAAAAUUUAUGCUGAAUAUAAAGCAACCCUUUCAUUAAUGACUACCGAUCAAUCAACUAUUGAUGUGGCAAUGGCUGAAGAGACUCUUCUUCAACAAUUUGCAAAAUUAAUUCCAAUACGAUGUAAAAUUCUUUCUAUUGGUGGUGCCAUGGUUAGUUCGACAGUGCUCGAUUUUAUGAAACGUUGUUUUCGACAUUGUCAAAUCAUGGAAUCAUACGGAACUACUGAAUGCGGUAGCAUUACAUUUGACAAUCUUAUUGAAAUGACCAUCGAUUAUCGUCUUGAAUCAGUACCAGAAAUGUGCUAUACACUUGAUGACAAGCCAUUUCCACGAGGUGAGCUAUUGGUUAAAACGAAGACGAUGUUUUCAGGAUAUAUGAAUAAUCCUGAAGAAACAAAAAUGGCAUUUACCGAUGAUGGAUUUUUUCAUACUGGAGACAUUGUUGAGUUACGUCGUGUGAAUGAUGGACAACUUAAUCUACGUGUUAUUGAUCGAAAAAAAAAUUUCUUCAAACUUUCUCAAGGACAAUUUGUAUCACCAGAAUUUCUUCAAGAAAUUUAUAUGCAAAGUCCAUUCGUUGAACAAAUGUACAUUCAUGGUAAUCCUCUAGAAGAUUCUGUUGUAGCAGUCAUAGUACCAAACAAAGAGUAUGCUCGAGCAUUUGCUAUCAAACAUAAUCUAACUGAAUUUGAUAAUAGUCGUCCAGAUAAAUUGUUUUAUGAUGCUAUCAUGCAAGAUCUACGUUUAUUAGCUACGAAAGAAUCACUUCGAAAACACGAAAUUCCGUCUAGAUUAAUCAUUGAUUUUGAACCAUUUACAUCUGAAAAUGGUUUGCUCACAUCAUCAAUGAAACUUUGUCGUUAUCGAUUGGCUGCUCAUUAUGCUGAUCGAUUAAAAGCUGUCGAGUCAAUUGAAGAUCGCUUAAAAAGUAUGAUUGAAAAAGCAACAGGACAUCAAUUAGCAAUAGAUCAAGCAACAAAUUUUAUAUCUAUCGGUGGUGACUCAUUGUCUGCUGUGCGUCUCUCUCGUAUGAUAUACGAUGAUCUCGGGGUACCUAUACCACUCAAUAUGUUUUUCAAAUCUAAUAUGACUUUAGACAAUCUAGUAAAUAUAAUUAAAAAUCCAUCACAAAUCUUAUCGUUUCCGGACUCGAUUAUACCUCAACUAUUGAACGAUUCCGUACAAGAACUCAAUAUAAAGAUUGGUGAAAAGAAAAAUGGAAAUAUGUUGCCUUCAACAAUUUUUAUUACAGGAACCACCGGAUUUGUAGGUUCUUUCUUACUAGCCGAAUUAUUGAAAGUGUAUCCAGCCGAUUGCAAAUUCAUUUGCCUUGUCCGAUGUCAAGUUUCAAUAAAUCCGUUAGAUUGUAUUCAAGAAAAUAUGAUAUUUCUUCAAUUGUGGAAUGAAGAAUUCCGAGAUCGUAUUAUCGCAUUGCGUGGCGAUCUUGCCCAAGAACACUUUGGACUUGAUAAUGAAACUUAUUCGGAAUUGGCUAAUCAAAUAGAUAUUAUUUUUCAUUGUGGAGCUACCGUUAAUUUUAUACUACCUUACAACAAACUCUACAGUUCGAAUGUUUCUGGAACUCUGGAAGUGAUACGUCUUGCGACUCAUACUGCUACAAGUAUACCAGUGCAAUACAUAUCAACAAUUAGUGUACUACCUUCGGAAAUGAAACAAGAAGUACAUAUCGAUGAAAUCUCUCCUAAUCAUUUGAAAAGUGGUUAUGCACAAAGUAAAUGGGUAGCAGAGAAGCUGAUUGCAAAGGCCAAUCGUUUAGGUCUACCAGUUAAUAUCUAUCGGCUUGGAUCGAUUUGGGGAAAUACAGAAACUGGUGCUUGUAAUCAAAAUGAUAUCAACACACUAUUAUUGGCAGCAAUCAUGAAAACAGGCUGCUAUCCAACGACAGCCUCCAAUAUAAAACUAAAUGGUUUACCAGCUAAUUUAGCUGCUCAAAGUAUUGUAUUUUUGAGUCACAUUCAACCAAAUAUUUACGGUAAAACAUAUAAUAUUAUUCAAUCGAAUGAAGGAAUAUCAUUUCAAAAUAUAAUUGAAAAUAUUCAAAAUUGUGGAAUUACACUUGUCAGUUUGUCUUACGACGAAUGGAAAGUCAAGUUAAUGUCACAAUCAACAACAAAACGUCCAUUCGAAUCGAUUGUAGAAUUUUUCACGAACAAUCCAUUCGAACGAAUGUCAUCGUCACAGCCAUCAUCUAGUAAUAUACUUCAAUUGACAUUUCCAGCAAUUGAUGAUGUUUAUAUCAUGAAAUGGUUAACAUUUAUAUUAAAUAAUAUUGUUCAUUGA
Rotaria sordida is the source of this 2655-nucleotide messenger RNA. NCBI's taxonomy places the organism in Eukaryota, Metazoa, Rotifera, Eurotatoria, Philodinida, Philodinidae. The record is from the annotation of a GenBank genome assembly.